This is a messenger RNA of Capsicum annuum, 1106 nucleotides long. Its product is annotated as protein SELF-PRUNING. Lineage: Eukaryota; Viridiplantae; Streptophyta; Magnoliopsida; Solanales; Solanaceae. The coding region runs from base 241 to 768 and encodes 175 amino acids. Gene Ontology annotation, biological process: vegetative to reproductive phase transition of meristem; negative regulation of flower development. Gene Ontology annotation, cellular component: cytoplasm; nucleus. The record is from RefSeq and is a predicted model, not a curated record. The transcript has 4 exons.
AUGAGUUUUGUAUGUAACACGAGUAGGAGAAUAACCUUUUGGGCCAUUUUUAUUUCUUUAAUUUGGUUCCCCAUUUUAUGAACUAUCAAUAUUUUAGUCCUAUCCCACCUGACUCUUUGAUGACCUGAGGGACACUAUAAAUAUAGGAACAAUUUGCACUUCUCUUCUGCACCAAAAAAAAAAGAAGUCACAAGUCCUUAAAAAGAUUAGAUUUUGUUUUCUUUCUUUCCUUAAUCAUUUAUGGCUUCGAAAAUGUGUGAACCCCUUGUGAUUGGUAGAGUGAUUGGAGAAGUUGUUGAUUAUUUCUGUCCAAGUGUUAAGAUGUCUGUUAUUUAUAACUCCAACAAACAUGUCUAUAAUGGUCACGAACUCUUUCCUUCCUCAGUUACCACUAAACCUAGGGUUGAAGUUAAUGGUGGUGAUCUCAGAUCCUUCUUCACACUGAUCAUGAUAGAUCCAGAUGUACCUGGUCCUAGUGAUCCAUAUCUCAGGGAACAUCUACACUGGAUUGUCACGGACAUUCCAGGCACUACAGAUUGCUCAUUUGGAAGAGAAGUGGUUGGGUAUGAGAUGCCAAGGCCAAAUAUUGGAAUCCACAGGUUUGUAUUUUUGCUGUUCCAGCAGAAGAAAAGGCAAACAAUAUCGAAUGCAGCACUCUCCAGGGAUCGAUUCUGUACUCGAAAAUUCUCAGAAGAAAAUGAACUUGGCUCUCCUGUAGCUGCUGUUUUCUUCAAUUGCCAGAGGGAAACCGCUGCCAGAAGACGUUGAUGAUAUAUAUGACUAUUGUUUUUCGGGUUUAGUAAAAUCUAUGACUAGAAGAAGCAGGUUAAUAAUUUCAAAAAGACGUUAAUGUUUUAUUUGGGGGGUAUUGUUGUUGUUGUUACUAAUUAAAUGCAUGUACUACUCAUCGAUCUUACAAGAUCAUCAGGGAUACAUGUAAUGUAAUAGUAGAGUGGAGUGAAGACUUGGAGUACCAUGUUUAAUUUGAAUAAGACCUAUAUAUAUAUAUGGGUUGUUGUUCACCCUCUUGAAUGUAAUGGCCAAGGUGCAUGUAAUAUUAAUCAUUGUAAAUCAAUGUUUGAAUUACGACUAGUUAUCUAUGUGUG